GAGCGGUGGUUGGGGUUGGUAUGGCGGCGCCCCUUGCUCCGCGCCGGGGAGCUGGUGCUGCCAGCCAGCGUUGGUUGGCUUUGCUGCCGCUGCUGCUGCUGGCGCGGCCCGCAGGGGCCCUGUUGGAGGGGCUCUAUUGCGGCACCCGCGACUGCUACGAGGUGCUGGGGGUAAGCCGCACGGCGGGAAAGGCGGAAAUUGCGCGGGCCUACCGCCAGCUGGCCCGGCGCUAUCAUCCCGACCGCUACCGGCCCGAGCCCGGCGACGAGGGCCUCGGGCGGACGCCGCAGAGCGCCGAGGAGGCCUUCCUGCUGGUGGCGACCGCCUACGAGACUCUCAAGGAUGAAGACACACGGAAAGAUUAUGACUACCUGCUGGAUCAUCCAGAAGAGUACUACAGCCAUUACUACCACUACUAUCGCAGGCGGUUAGCCCCAAAAGUGGAUGUGAGAGUUGUGAUUUUGGUCAGUGUUUGUGCUAUUUCAGUGUUUCAGUUUUUCAGCUGGUGGAAUAGCUAUAACAAGGCAAUCAGCUACCUAGCCACAGUGCCCAAGUACCGUAUCCAAGCUACAGAAAUUGCCAAGCAGCAGGGAUUGCUUAAAAAAGCCAAAGAAAAAGGCAGAAGCAAAAAGUCCAAAGAAGAAAUCCGUGACGAGGAGGAGAAUAUCAUAAAGAACAUUAUAAAGAGUAAGAUAGACAUAAAGGGAGGCUAUCAGAAACCCCAGAUCCGUGAUCUUCUCCUGUUUCAAAUUAUCUUGGCUCCUUUUCACCUGUGCUCAUAUGUACUCUGGUAUUGCCGGUGGAUCUAUAAUUUCAACAUCAAAGGCAAAGAAUAUGGAGAGGAAGAGAGAUUGUAUAUCAUACGUAAGUCUAUGAAGAUGUCAAAGUCUCAGUUUGACAGUCUAGAGGAUCAUCAGAAAGAAACUUUUCUUAAACGUGAGCUCUGGAUAAAGGAGAAUUAUGAGGUCUACAAACAAGAACAAGAGGAAGAACUAAAGAAAAAAUUGGCCAGUGACCCUAGAUGGAAGAGAUACAGGAGAUGGAUGAAGAACGAAGGGCCUGGGCGGUUAACAUUUGUGGAUGACUGAAUCUGACCGGAACCCAGGACGCCAAACCACAGUUGUGAUAGUAUUUUCGAAACUGAAUUAUUUUAGAGAUGUAUCUGUUGCUCUCAGCAGUAACUACAGUUCUUCAAGUAUUUGAUUAAACCGAAUAAUGUGGAAAUUUAAACUUUUCCUUAAAACUUUCUACAUGAGACAUUUACUAUUAUUCAAUUUUUAUAAUCUAUUGUGGGUUUUGUUAAAAGAUUUGACAUGAAGAUUUAGUUAUUGCCAUUUAAAUUUUUAUAUGUUUAGUUAAAAGAGUUGACGUGAAAAUUUAUUAGAUGCCAUUUAAAAUUUU
Messenger RNA from Orycteropus afer afer, 1401 nucleotides. Its product is annotated as dnaJ homolog subfamily C member 25. Lineage: Eukaryota; Metazoa; Chordata; Mammalia; Tubulidentata; Orycteropodidae. Gene Ontology annotation, cellular component: endoplasmic reticulum membrane. The record is from RefSeq and is a predicted model, not a curated record. Gene Ontology annotation, biological process: protein folding.